GUGCCGCACGCACAGGACGGUGCGCGAGUGGGCGGGCUCUAGUGGCGCGGCCUGACUCGACCAGGGCGGCGGAACGCUGCGGUUGUUCCCCUGGUGGUGGCACGGGUGGCACGCACGCCUUGCAGAGUAACAUGGCGGAUGCGGAAGUAGUUAUUUUGCCAAAGAAGCAUAAGAAGAAAAAGGACCGAAAGUCACUACCAGAAGAAGAUGUCGCUGAAAUACAACUGCUGAGAAUUCUUAUCAAACCUGAAUCCAAAGUUGCUCAGUUGGACACAUCUCAGUGGCCCCUGUUGCUAAAGAAUUUCGAUAAGCUGAAUGUGAGGACAGCGCACUAUACACCUCUUCCUUCAGGUUCAAAUCCUCUGAAGAGAGAGAUUGGGGACUAUAUCAGGACAGGUUUCAUUAAUCUUGACAAACCCUCUAACCCCUCUUCCCAUGAGGUGGUAGCCUGGAUUCGACGAAUACUUAGGGUGGAGAAGACAGGACACAGUGGUACUCUGGAUCCCAAGGUGACUGGAUGUUUAAUUGUGUGCAUAGAACGAGCCACUCGGUUGGUGAAAUCACAACAGAGUGCAGGCAAAGAGUAUGUGGGAAUUGUCCGGCUGCACAAUGCUAUUGAAGGGGGUACCCAGCUUUCUAGGGCCCUAGAAACUCUGACUGGUGCCCUGUUCCAGCGACCCCCACUUAUUGCUGCAGUAAAGAGGCAGCUUCGAGUGAGAACAAUCUACGAGAGCAAAAUGAUUGAAUACGAUCCUGAAAGAAGAUUAGGAAUCUUUUGGGUGAGUUGUGGAGGCUGGCACCUACAUUGGACAUUGUGUGUGCAUCUUGGUUUAUUAUUGGGAGUUGGUGGUCAGAUGCAGGAACUUCGGAGAGUUCGUUCUGGAGUCAUGAGUGGAAGGUAUGCCAUUUGGAGCUAGAAGUUUCAGAGCUAGUUAUUAAAUCCCAGACCUUGGGUGGAACACCACUUGCUUCACAUCCUGGGAAAGGCACUUUCCAACAUGUUGAGUUCAGUUCAGGGAAGCUUCCCUGUUGUAUUUAUUAAACUUUGGGACAUUGACAUGAAGUUUGGAGUCUGUUGGGCUAUUCGAGAUAUGAAGGUGAAUGCUAUUUGCUAUGGGGCCAAGAUCAUGCUUCCAGGUGUUCCAUAUGAGGAUGGCAUUGAGGUCAAUCAGGAGAUUGUGGUCAUCACCACCAAAGGGGAAGCGAUCUGCAUGGCUAUUGCAUUAAUGACCACGGCAGUGAUCUCUACCUGUGACCAUGGUAUAGUAGCCAAGAUCAAAAGAGUGAUCAUGGAGAGAGAUACUUACCCUCGGAAGUGGGGAUUGGGUCCAAAGGCAAGUCAGAAGAGGCUGAUGAUCAAGCAGGGCCUUCUGGACAAGCAUGGCAAACCUACAGACAGCACACCUAACACCUGGAAGCAGGAGUAUGUUGAUUACAGUGAUUCUACCAAGAGAGAAGUGGUUGCUGAAGCAGUAAAAGCUCCAAUGGUAGUUGCUGAAAUGGUAAAAGUCCCACAGCGGAAGCGAGAAAGUGAGAGUGAAAGCGAUGAGACUCCUCCAGCGGCUCCUCAAUUGAUCAAGAAGGAAAAGAAGAAGAAUAAAAAGGACAAGAAGGCCAAAGCUACCCUAGAGAGUGGGGGCGAGCCUGGAGAGGGGGACAGUGACACCAUCAAAAAGAAGAAGAAGAAGAAGAAGAAAGCAAAAGGGGUAGAAGUGGUUUCUGAGUAGUGAGGGCCAUGUUAAGCAUUGUGUCCAACUGGGAGGAGAAAUUAAAGCCUUAUUGAGAAAACAUUGUUCCUUUUGUUGUUGAGGGAAUGGAACAUAGGUCCUGGGCAGGGUGGAGAGUUCUGGCACAUUUUAGCUGCUGUUUGAGACCUUGGUGUUGUGGUCAUCCCAUCUUGUCCUGUUUUAAGGAUAUGG
This is a messenger RNA of Microcebus murinus (gray mouse lemur), 1919 nucleotides long. The record is from RefSeq and is a predicted model, not a curated record. NCBI's taxonomy places the organism in Eukaryota, Metazoa, Chordata, Mammalia, Primates, Cheirogaleidae.